This is a messenger RNA of Parasteatoda tepidariorum (common house spider), 2053 nucleotides long. RefSeq lists its product as uncharacterized. NCBI's taxonomy places the organism in Eukaryota, Metazoa, Arthropoda, Arachnida, Araneae, Theridiidae. Gene Ontology annotation, cellular component: chitin-based extracellular matrix. Gene Ontology annotation, molecular function: structural constituent of chitin-based larval cuticle. The record is from RefSeq and is a predicted model, not a curated record.
GAGGAGUGAGUGAGGGUGGACUACUAGUUCGUCAGGCAUGACGUCACUUGCAAUGUUGAAGAAAUAUGUAUAAAAAGGAUGAUCCUCGGACCAUGGUCAACUCUCACUUGUGGUCAACAUGCAUAUCUCUCAGGUAUCAGUAGUAGCUGCAGUACUCAUCGGAUACGCCUGCGCAGCAGGUUACGGUGGUGGAGCUGGAGGUUUUGGAGGAAAUAGAGGUGGUGGUUUUGGUGGUGGAUUCGGUGGAAACUUUGGCGGCAAUGUCGGUGGAGGUGGAGGCUAUGGUGGUAAUGUUGGAGGAGGCGGCGGCGGAGGCUAUGGGGGUGGCCAAAACUAUCCUCCCAAACCUUACAACUUCGACUACCAGGCCAGAGAUGAGCAGGGAAACAUGCACUACCGAAACGAGCAGGGUGAUCAAUCAGGUGCUGUGAGAGGUUCCUAUGGCUACACAGAUGCCCAAGGAUUGUACAGAGUGGUCGAUUAUGUGGCCGAUGCUGGUGGAUUCAGGGCCAACAUCAGGACAAAUGAACCAGGAACUGAUGGCAAAGAGAGUCCCGCCGAUGUUCAAUUGACAGCUGAACAACCUCCUGCUGGUAUUCAGGAUCGAUACACAAGAGGUGGUGGCUAUGGAGGUUCUGGAGGAUCUGGAGGUUAUGGAGGAGGAGCUGGAGCAGGAGGUUAUGGUGGAGGAUCUCGAGGAGUAAGUGGUGGAUUUGGAGGUGGUUCCAGAGGAUUCGGAGGAGGAGCAGUUCACGGUGGUGGUGGAGUUAGAAGCGGAAAAAGUGGCUAUUAGAUAUCAUGUACUCGUAGAUUGAAGCUUGAAGUGAUGAUUGAAGCUUUUUUAGCAAUUGUUCUAUUUAUUUUUCAAAUGCAUCUAGUAACAUGGAAAUUGUUGUGUUUGUACUUAAGCCAUCACAUUUAACUAGGGGAGACUGCUUGGUAGAUGUUCGAUAUCUUAGGGCUAAGGAAAUUUUCCACUUGUCAAAAACACAGACGGGAAUAAGUUUUGCAACACGAAAGAAACUUUGUGCAGGACUGUAACUAUAUUGUUUAGGAUAUAUUUUUCUCUUGUUUAUACAUCUGCUGUACUGAAACUGCAGUUGAUAUGAUUAUACUGCAGCUGGAGUACGACCAUCAAGCAAUUACAGAAUGCAAUAAUUGAUCAAUCAAGAUUGUACCACCAUUGCAGUUGUGGACAAAUUUUAUCCGCUGCCUACGCGAUAUCAAUUCGAAUAACCAUAAUAAUUGUUAAAAUUUAUUUGUAAUGUAAUUGUUACACCACUGGUUCGAAAUUUUGUUACAGAUAACUGCGAACGAUUUCUAUUCAAUAUCAAAAUUUUCUGCUAUUAGAUUUCCUAUCUUUUAACGAUUAAAACUUUUCACCUGGUUAUACUAUAAAUGCACCCAGAAGUCAUAUCCAAUCUCAGAAGCUAAACUAGAUCACUUGCCUGUUACCAAUCAAUCAAUCUAUGUAAUAUCGUAUUAGUUAACGGGAAAAAGAUAUUUACACAUGAUAUGUUGUGAGCAAGAAAUUGUUGUUCUCUUGCAAUGACGUCUAUUGAGAUAUUUCAUCAGCUUUAAUCAGCCAAUCAGCGUACAUCUUGGAAAUACACCAUGUGCAUUUACAUUGUGCGUUUUUAAAAUGGCGUCUUACUUGAUCAGCUUAUUGCAACCUGUAAACGUUUGAUCAUCAACUAGUAGACAAAUAGUUGAUUGAAGUGAGGUUCGUUAAGUAUACCUAUAGAAAAAUUUAAGAUCGCAAGGAAACUAUAACUUCGGAAGGAAAUAGCUUAAAAAUAUUUUACACGAAAUUUAUUUUUAAUGACUUACAUAACAGUUUCUAUUUUGGUGUUGCAAAACUUAUAAUAAUCAGAUAGUUUUCUAAUCGGGCAUUUACUUGUGCGUAUUGUCUGUGUGUUUAUUUCUUAUUCACCUUCUGGCCGGCCUGAUACUAAAUGGCUCAAUUCAUUGGUUGUGAAGCUUUGUGUUCAUAACCUUUCUUGUACAUUUGAGUGUUUUUCAUUCAAUAAAUAUCAUUUUUUAAAAAGCAUAA